Podospora pseudocomata is the source of this 3071-nucleotide messenger RNA. RefSeq lists its product as uncharacterized. Gene Ontology annotation, biological process: regulation of transcription by RNA polymerase II. The record is from RefSeq and is a predicted model, not a curated record. Gene Ontology annotation, cellular component: nucleus. Lineage: Eukaryota; Fungi; Ascomycota; Sordariomycetes; Sordariales; Podosporaceae.
AUGCCCCCCUGCCCCUGUCAACCCUCCCCUUGUUCCCCUGCAAAUUCGUGAACUGACCACAGCCUCUCUGACUGGGCACUGGGGCCCUACUGGGAGAUCGAUGCCUCCACCACCUCUGGGCCUGCAAGAUGUGAAUGGGGGGGUAUUUAGAAUCCUCAUCCCCCCGCCCAAACCUUUCCACUGGCGCACCUCAUCCCGUGUCAAACACCAAAUCCAUAUCCCCGGAUCCAAACAAGUCCACCGCCUCGGGCCGUCUCCGACAAGGACUUACACACUCGUUCCACUGCGGCUUUGGUGUAUAAUAACAAUAGCUUGGAAAGAACAGCAGAACAGCAGAGUUUUUGGAAAGACAGAAGAUCAACACAACCCGAUCAGCAACAACACGGCACAGUCCCACACCUGAGCAGGCACAACUGAGCCCAACAUCUUCUUCCUUCACAGGCAUCAAAUGGCGGCAACUGGCCACCACGAGGCCGACAACUACAACAUGAGCUACCCAGAACCCCCUCACUUCUCAUCCGCGCCCAUGGACCUGGGACUUUCCCCAGAGCCCUACAGCGCAUACUCCAGGUCAUCACACGAGUUCCCGACGACAAUUGGCUAUGAGCACGGAGCCAUCUACACCGCCGACACACCAUACCUCUACAGCCAUAACGGUAACCACGAGAGGUCAUCACCUGGCAUGUACCCAGACGACAGCGAUCUGAGAGGACCAGCUUCGGAUCUGAGCAUCGCCAGCGCCUCAUCCUCCAACGCAGGCUCCCCAAAUUCGAGUCACGGCCAAAUGGCGCCGAUCCCUGAGUGGGCCACGGGCCCCCACGGACUUGGGGUUACCCCGGGCAUCGUCGACGCAAGCGACUUCCACCUCCCCGGCAGCGAAUAUUCAUACGCGCCCGGUGUCUAUGGUGAUGAGUACAGCACAGCUUUCGAGUAUCCCAGCGGGAAAACACCAGGCUUUGUUGAUCCCAUCUUGAUUCACCCAGACGCGAGACCAAUGACCAUGUCUGGCUUUGAGCAGCAGCCAUAUUCGGCCCAGCCCAACUCCGCAUAUCCUGCCUCUCCUGCUCUGUCUGCCUCCCCACAACUGCGAAACGGCAGCACUUCGCCCUUCAUGCACAACAACUACCAGUACUCGCCAUACCCGCCACCAGUGGAGGCCCAAAGGAGACCAAGCCUUGUUUCUUUCCACUCCAACUACUCGGGCGAGCAGCAAUACAGCGGCGAUGAGUUCAAGGAGAAGCAGAGGUGCCCACAUCCCGAGUGCGGCAAGGUGUUCAAGGACCUCAAGGCGCACAUGCUCACUCACCAAGAGGAGCGCCCCGAGAAGUGCCCCAUCACAACAUGCGAGUAUCACGUGAAGGGGUUCGCGAGAAAAUACGACAAGAACAGACAUACCCUUACACAUUACAAGGGCACCAUGGUCUGCGGUUUCUGCCCGGGGUCUGGCUCCGCGGCCGAGAAGUCGUUCAACCGUGCCGAUGUGUUCAAGCGCCACUUGACUGCUGUGCACGGUGUCGAGCAAACACCACCCAAUAGCCGGAAAAAGGCUGCCGCUGGAAACAACGGGACCAAGAAGUUGACUGGCUACGCCCCUGAUGCGACUGGCAAGUGCUCCACUUGCUCGUCAACCUUCAGCAACGCCCAGGACUUCUACGAGCAUCUUGACGACUGUGUGCUCCGCAUUGUCCAGCAAGAGGACCCAGCAGAGGCCAUCAACGCCCAGCGGUUGGCCGAGGUGGAAAACGAUCGCGACGUACACAACACCCUGGAGAAGAACAACCUCCCAACAACCACCAUGACACUUCAAGAUGGCGAGGACGAGGAUGAGAACAUGGAUGACGGCGAUGAUGAUGAGCUCAGGGCUCGCGGCCUCAAGGGCUCGCCCACCAAGAGGAAGGGUGGAAACCCACAAAACGGCGUGCAAAAGUCCCGCGGGCUUACACACUCGCGCGGCGGUGUCACGCUCCCCACCAAGACCCGGGGUCGCAAGAACAGGCGCGACUAUCCUUCCUCAUGGGGCUUCGACAAGGGUCAGAUGACAAUGAAGAAGCGCGUCAUGGCGGUAUUCGACGGCCCCCGCCGCCUGGCCAAGGACGACAUGAUGCUCUCGACCGAGCAAGAAGUCCGCAUCAAGCUCUCCGACGGCAAGUCUUACGUCACCGACCUCGACAUGCAAACGCUCAAGCGUGCCGACGGCUUCCUCAACGCGACCAAGGAGGAGAAGGGUCCCUGGGUCUCGGACGACCCGACCGAGGAGCAGCUCAAGCAGAUGCUUACCUACACCGCCCCGGAACCAACAACCACCGCUGCUGCCGCCGCCGCUCAGUAAAUACCAUGACUGUUUUACUCACUCUUCUUUCACUUGAUAUUUAUACUGCAACAACUACCAAACUAAUCAUCACCAUCACACAUCGUCACAUUUACUUUUUGGGCUUGUUGGUUAUAGAGGGGGUAUAUUACCUCUGGGGGAUCUACAAAGAGUUUGUAAAAAUACACGCGGCAUUUUUUCUAGGGGGGCUGGUUUUAUAUCCCAUGGGAUUGAUUGGAUUUGGCUGGGAACAUUAUGGCAUUCAUGGGGCCUUUUUUUUUCUUCUUUUCUUUUCUACUCUGUGACAUUAUUUUUCUUUUCCUUUGUUUUUUUUUAUGCUGUCGCCCUGGAAAUUUGGGAGAAUAAGGAAUGGGAGGGCCUUAAUGACUGCAAUGAAAUACCAAAUGGGGGUUUUUUUGGGGGGGGAAGAAGGGGAAAGAAUGGGGCUAUAAGGAACUCAAAAAAAUUAUUCUUAGUAUUACUACGAGACCUAAGUAAGAGUGGGAAGAAGAGGAAGGGGGAGCAAACACUACCUACCCAGGGACUUGGGGGAAUUUUCUUAGCUCUUGUUUAGUAUUACUACUACAACAACAACGAUACCCAUAUUGUUCUCAACACUUUUUCUUGCGAUUUGCUAUUUAAUGUUUGUGUGUAGAGGAACAAAGUUGGUUGCUUAUAUAGUAGUUAUUGGUAUGGUUUAUUAUUUACUAAUGGGCUCGCCGUCGCUCUUGUUAAGCUGUGGGAUAUGGAAGAGUGGUUUGUC